Messenger RNA from Callorhinus ursinus (northern fur seal), 942 nucleotides. RefSeq names its product olfactory receptor 7G2-like. Gene Ontology annotation, molecular function: olfactory receptor activity; G protein-coupled receptor activity. Gene Ontology annotation, biological process: G protein-coupled receptor signaling pathway. Lineage: Eukaryota; Metazoa; Chordata; Mammalia; Carnivora; Otariidae. The record is from RefSeq and is a predicted model, not a curated record. Gene Ontology annotation, cellular component: membrane.
AUGGAACCCAGAAAUCACACAGAUGUUUCAGAAUUUCUUCUGCUAGGAUUGACAGAUGAUUCAGAACUGCAGCCCUUCCUAUUCUGUCUGUUCCUGUCCAUGUACCUGGUCACUAUCCUGGGAAAUCUGCUCAUCAUCCUGGCCAUCAGUUCUGACUCCCACCUCCACACCCCCAUGUACUUCUUCCUCUCCAACCUGUCCUUUACUGACAUCUGUUUAAGCACAACCACCAUCCCAAAGAUGCUGGUGAACAUCCAAGCACAGAACCAGAGUAUCACUUAUACAGGCUGCCUCACCCAGGUUGGAUUUGUCCUGGCUUUUGGUGGCUUUGAAAAUUUUCUCCUUGCAGCAAUGGCCUAUGACCGCUAUGUGGCCAUUUGUCACCCCUUGAGGUACACUGUUAUCAUGAACCCCCAACUCUGUGUUCCGCUGAUUCUACUCUCACUGUUCUUUAGCCUUGUGGUUGCCUUGCUCCAUAGUCUAAUGGUGCUACGGUUAUCCUUCUGCAAGGAAGAAAUGGAAAUCCCCCAUUUCUCCUGUGAACUUGCUCAGGUCAUCAAGCUUUCCUGUUCUGAUACCCUCAUCAAUAACAUCUUGAUUUAUUUUGUGGCUAGCCUAUUUGGUGGUAUUCCUCUCUCUGGGACCAUUUUCUCUUAUACUCAAAUUGUCUCCUCUGUUUUGAGAAUGCCAUCAGUGGGAAGAAAGCUCAAAGCUUUUUCCACCUGUGGGUCUCACCUGUCAGUUGUGUCCUUGUUCUAUGGGACAGUUGUUGGAGUAUACAUUGGUUCUGUAGUUACUGACUCUUCCAAGAAGACUGCAGUGGCUUCAGUGAUGUAUGUCAUGGUUCCUCAAAUGAUGAACCCCUUUAUCUACAGCCUGCGGAACAGGGACAUGAAGGGAGCCUUGAGAAAACUCAUCAGUGAGAUGCCUUCUUUGCUGUGA